AUGAACAAGAGGUCUUUCAAGUAUGCCUGGGUGCUUGACAAGCUCAAGGCUGAACGUGAGCGUGGUAUCACCAUUGAUAUUGCCCUGUGGAAGUUUGAGACCACCAAGUACUACUGCACUGUUAUUGAUGCUCCUGGACAUCGUGAUUUCAUUAAGAAUAUGAUUACUGGUACUUCCCAGGCUGACUGUGCUGUUCUUAUCAUUGAUUCAACCACUGGUGGGUUUGAGGCUGGUAUUUCUAAGGAUGGACAGACCCGUGAGCAUGCUCUUCUCGCUUUUACACUUGGUGUGAAACAAAUGAUCUGCUGCUGUAACAAGAUGGAUGCUACAACACCCAAGUACUCCAAGGCAAGGUACGAAGAAAUUGUUAAGGAAGUCUCUUCCUACUUGAAGAAAGUUGGGUACAAUCCUGACAAGAUUCCUUUCGUGCCCAUCUCUGGUUUUGAGGGUGACAACAUGAUUGAGAGAUCCACCAACCUUGACUGGUACAAGGGACCAACCCUCCUUGAGGCCCUUGACCAGAUUUCGGAGCCCAAGAGGCCCACGGACAAACCACUACGUCUCCCACUUCAGGAUGUCUACAAGAUUGGAGGUAUUGGUACUGUCCCUGUGGGUAGAGUUGAAACUGGUAUCCUAAAACCUGGUACGGUUGUUACCUUUGGUCCAAGUGGGCUGACAACUGAAGUUAAGUCUGUUGAAAUGCAUCAUGAAGCCCUCUCUGAAGCCCUCCCUGGUGAUAAUGUUGGCUUCAAUGUGAAGAAUGUUGCUGUUAAGGAUCUUAAGCGUGGUUAUGUUGCAUCUGACUCAAAGAAUGACCCUGCCAAGGGAACUGAGAGCUUCACAUCUCAGGUCAUUAUCAUGAACCACCCAGGUCAGAUUGGUAAUGGUUAUGCUCCAGUUCUCGAUUGCCACACCUCCCACAUUGCUGUCAAAUUUGCUGAGCUCCUGACCAAGAUAGACAGGCGUUCUGGUAAAGAGCUUGAAAAGGAACCCAAAUUCUUGAAGAAUGGUGAUGCUGGGAUGGUUAAGAUGAUUCCAACCAAGCCCAUGGUGGUUGAGACUUUCUCUGAGUACCCCCCUCUUGGACGAUUUGCUGUGAGGGAUAUGCGCCAGACUGUUGCUGUUGGUGUUAUUAAGAAUGUCGAGAAGAAGGAGCCAUCUGGUGCCAAGUUGUCUUUGCCAUCUGGUUAUGGUUCCCAGAAUUGGGUGCUAGACAGGCGGUGGCGACACUGGCACGCGUUGCUAAUUGGAAAAAAAGGCCAUGAGCUGCUCGUUGAACACACUGCUGUGUGA
Molecule: messenger RNA, 1293 nt
Organism: Fraxinus pennsylvanica
Lineage: Eukaryota; Viridiplantae; Streptophyta; Magnoliopsida; Lamiales; Oleaceae
Source: the annotation of a GenBank genome assembly